Hyaloscypha bicolor E is the source of this 453-nucleotide messenger RNA. RefSeq lists its product as uncharacterized. The transcript has a single exon. The coding region runs from base 1 to 453 and encodes 150 amino acids. The record is from RefSeq and is a predicted model, not a curated record. Lineage: Eukaryota; Fungi; Ascomycota; Leotiomycetes; Helotiales; Hyaloscyphaceae.
AUGAACAACGUCUACACCUACGAUGAAAAGGCGGCCUACGACGAACGGUACCGCUUUCGCCACACCAAAACCACCUCCUACUCAUCCAAUUCCUCCACCUCCUCCUCAAACUCCUGCAACGACGAGAAAUGCGACGAUUGCAAUACCAAUAAUAGCCGUCCACAUUCCUACCCCGCGGUGCCACGUCUACAUGGAGAGAGGAGAGUGCGGUUCAUGGUCGAGAAGCCGUUGCCCCCUGGGUGGGUGACUAAUUGGAAUUGGGAAGUUGCGCAGAAGCGGGGGAAGAGUGGAGCUGGGUUUGGUGGAAGGGAGGCAAAAGAUAAGAAGAGGGCGAGGAGGGAGAGGGAGGAUGCCUGGUGGGCGAAUGGGGGGCAAGGACUUGUGCCUUAUGACAGUGAUGACGAGGAGGAUGGUUAUGAUGAGGCUGCGGAGAAAGAGAAGGAGGAGUCAUGA